Messenger RNA from Cottoperca gobio, 2518 nucleotides. RefSeq names its product low density lipoprotein receptor adaptor protein 1b (gene ldlrap1b). The transcript is spliced from 10 exons. The record is from RefSeq and is a predicted model, not a curated record. Bases 307 to 1179 code for a protein of 290 amino acids. Lineage: Eukaryota; Metazoa; Chordata; Actinopteri; Perciformes; Bovichtidae. Gene Ontology annotation, cellular component: early endosome.
ACAGGAACAACACCGCCCGCUCGGGAAGCGAGCACUGCUGCUGCUGCUGCUGCUGCAACCUCACUCACUCGCGUGAUUCCACACACGGGCGUCACGCACAUUAUCCGGUUAAUUUACAUACAAAACACCGCCCAGGGGGACGAACAUGAUAAUCUACCAUCGACUGAAAGCUAACAGUGCGGAGGGGAGAAAAAAACAGCUGAAAAAAAGUUUGGACGGGAGAGGGCUGUUUUAAACCAAGCGGAGUGUUUCGACACAAACGAACAGGCGCUCGUCGGGCUCUUUGCCCCACUUUUGGAUUACGAUAUGGACGCUUUGAAAUCUGCAGGAAGGGCAAUUAUACGGAGCCCCAGUAUCGCCAAACAGUCGUGGGCUGCCGGCAGACAUAAAAAGCUUCCAGAGAACUGGACGGACACGAGGGAGACCCUUCUGGAGGGUAUGGUGUUCCAGCUCAAGUACCUGGGGGUCACAAUGGUUGAGCAGCCCAAAGGCGAGGAGCUGUCUGCGGCUGCUGUCAAGAGGAUAGUGGCCACGGCCAAAGCCAGUGGAAAAAAACUCCAGAAAGUCACAUUAACGGUCUCCCCUCGAGGAAUCAUCCUCUACGACAGUGCCUCCAAGCAGCUGAUAGAAAACAUCUCCAUAUACAGAAUAUCAUAUUGCACAGCGGACAAGAUGCAUGACAAAGUGUUUGCCUACAUCGUCCAGAGCCAACACAAUGAGACGCUGCAGUGUCAUGCCUUCCUCUGCACGAAGAGAAAAAUGGCCCAGGCGGUAACCCUAACGGUGGCUCAGGCUUUCAGAGUGGCGUUUGAAUUCUGGCAGGUGGCCAAGGAAGAGAAAGAGAAGCGAGUGAAGUCGGGUUCAGACGGAGAAGGAGCCAGCAACUCUCAGUCGGACAGCUCGGCCAGCCUGGGCAGCCUGAAGGGAGGAGAGGUAGCCACAGGAAAACUUCUGGAUUUGGCAGAGGGAGCUAAUGUGGCGCUGGUCCACUCAGGAACAAAGCAGACUGAAUCGGAUCCCUUUAUGGUGCAUAAUCAUGCAACAGAGAACAACAAUACUGUAUGGGAGUUGGAGGACGGUCUGGACGAGGCGUUCUCAAGCCGCAGUCUGGAUAGCUUUGAAUCCUACUCAGACUCGCUGAGUCUCGCACUAACCCCCAGGUCCUGGACAUUGGGGUAAACCCUCAGGACUUCAACACUGAAGAGUGCCUGUCCCCAGGAAAAUGGGACCAAGAGGACACAGACUUCAGCACACAAAAAGACACUUUCUAAAAGUGAAGCUUCCGCCAAGAAGGAAAACAGGGAAACAUGAGGAGAAACGGUGGUAAAACACGGUUGGAAACUGUGGCAAAACAGACAUUUUGUGACAUCAGUAAAGUUUCCCACAUUCUCCCUGCUGCCAAUUCCUCUCAGUGGUUCAGUCCAGUGGCUCUCUGAUGCUCCAGCAUCUGCACAACCAGAGAAGGACAACAAGAGCAGACUGCUCACAGAACAGGCCAAAGCAAUACAAACCAAUUAAUCCCUUUUCUAUGAAAAACCCAUGCAGUCAUUUAAUGUUUGUUACAGUCAGUGUAUCACUUCCUUUUAUGUGUCCGUCUACCCAUUCACUGAUAGUAAUGUGUUUGUGGUAUGUGCUUGUGUACCUUGCGUUAAAGAAAGUGAGUGUGUGGAUGUACAGAAUAUACUGUAAGUGUACAAAGUGAGAUGUGAGAAUAUGUUGAGGUUUGAACAGGUCGUCACGUGAGAUAAAGGUCAACAAGGGUGCCGUCGCAUAUUUUAUUUACCUAGAGAUGGAGAAAUGUAACCGGAUUAGAGGGAAAAGUCACUGGUGAAGGCCACCAAUGCACUAGUUUUAAAGUAAUACAAUAAAGUUACUACCUAAAUGCUUCAAGGAUUCAGCCUUUUGUUGGGCAACAAAAGCUUUAAAAAAAAAAAAGUGUGUAUGUUUUGGUCAAAGAGUGCUUGUGUGAAAAAUGGAUGUGAAUGAAAUGACAAUCUUAGUUUUUUUUCUAAUGCAAAAUCUAUUUUUGCACUCAACAUUCAUCCACUUUGAAAAGCACAUAUUUAAUGUAAGGGAAUUUAAUGUCAAUAAGCAUCAAGCUCAUUAUUCAGGCUUCUAUACAGUGCCUCUGUUCACUCGUGUCCUGUUUCAUUGUUUUUACUUUGAUCACAGUAUUCAUUCUACUUUUUCCCCCCAACGUUGUAGGAAACUCCAAAUGGCACCAAAUUUCAAACUAAACGAUUCUUUAUUCCAGACGUGACGGUCUAUUCUUUCACCAGGCCAGCGAGUUGCUUUACUCGCCUGUGAUUCAUAGUUUAAAAAAUCAAACAUGAAGUCCACGAGGGUGAAAGUGUUUUAUUGGCACUCUACCACUGUAUGUUAAAUUAUAUUGUUGCAUUUACUUUGCUAGUUUACUUUGUUUUUGUUUACUGUUAUUUUUUGGCAUUUGUGUAUGUGUGAAUUUAAUUUAAUUCAUUAAUUUACAUAAAAUUCAAUAAAAGUGAAAUUUGGUAUCUGA